This is a messenger RNA of Grammomys surdaster, 2805 nucleotides long. RefSeq names its product ST3 beta-galactoside alpha-2,3-sialyltransferase 2 (gene St3gal2). The coding region runs from base 139 to 1191 and encodes 350 amino acids. The record is from RefSeq and is a predicted model, not a curated record. Gene Ontology annotation, molecular function: beta-galactoside (CMP) alpha-2,3-sialyltransferase activity. The transcript is spliced from 6 exons. NCBI's taxonomy places the organism in Eukaryota, Metazoa, Chordata, Mammalia, Rodentia, Muridae.
GCAAGUGUCCCCUGCCACACCUCGUGCCCCUAUGCCCUUUCUACGUGCUGCCAAAACAAGCAGGCUGCACCGUGGCUGGCCCCACAGUGGGCUGGGAAAGGAUUGGCCACGGUGACCAGCUGCUCCGUGGCCAGCACAAUGAAGUGCUCCCUUCGGGUGUGGUUCCUCUCUAUGGCCUUCCUGCUGGUGUUCAUUAUGUCUCUGCUCUUCACCUACUCACACCACAGUAUGGCCACCCUGCCCUACCUGGACUCGGGGACUCUGGGCGGCACACACCGGGUGAAGCUGGUACCAGGCUAUACUGGACUACAGCACCUCGGCAAGGAGGGUCUUUCGGGGAAAAGUUGUGCCUGCAGUCGCUGCAUGGGUGAUGCUGGCACCUCUGAAUGGUUUGACAGCCACUUUGACAGUAACAUCUCACCGGUCUGGACCAGAGAUAACAUGAACCUCCCCCCGGAUGUCCAGCGGUGGUGGAUGAUGCUGCAACCCCAAUUCAAAUCACACAACACCAACGAAGUGCUGGAGAAGCUGUUCCAGAUUGUGCCUGGUGAGAACCCCUACCGCUUCCGGGACCCCCAACAGUGCCGGCGCUGUGCUGUGGUCGGGAACUCAGGCAACCUUCGGGGCUCUGGCUAUGGGCAAGAAGUGGACAGCCACAACUUUAUCAUGAGGAUGAAUCAGGCACCGACUGUGGGCUUUGAGAAGGAUGUUGGCAGUCGAACAACUCACCAUUUCAUGUACCCGGAGAGUGCCAAGAACCUGCCCGCCAAUGUCAGCUUCGUGCUGGUCCCCUUCAAGGCCCUGGACCUAAUGUGGAUUGCCAGCGCCCUCUCCACAGGACAGAUCCGAUUCACCUAUGCCCCAGUGAAGUCCUUCCUUCGAGUGGACAAAGAGAAGGUCCAGAUUUACAACCCAGCCUUCUUCAAGUACAUCCAUGACAGGUGGACCGAGCACCAUGGCCGCUACCCUUCCACAGGAAUGCUGGUGCUCUUCUUUGCACUACACGUGUGUGAUGAGGUGAACGUGUAUGGGUUCGGGGCGGACAGCCGUGGCAACUGGCACCACUACUGGGAGAACAACCGGUACGCGGGCGAGUUCCGGAAGACAGGCGUGCAUGAUGCCGACUUCGAAGCCCACAUCAUUGACAUGCUGGCCAAGGCCAGCAAGAUCGAGGUUUACCGAGGGAACUGAGCAGCCCUGGACGCCUGCAGAACCAGUCACUUCUGGGUCCGGCAAGUGCCGGUUGCCACCCAGCAAUCACUGCGCCGUCCCCAGCAACCAAUCAGUGCUGCAGUUGGGAGGAGCUUCUUAGCCAAUCAUGCAACUCAAGGAGAACUUCCGGCGCCGCCGUCUCCACCAAUCAUGGCCUUGGGAGGCGGCGGGCCUCGACCCCUCACCCCCAACCCUGCUUUGGAUAAGAAUUUUUCUGCUUUUUAAGGGGCUGGUCGUGGGCUGGGCAGGAGCGCCUUGAACUGCUCAUUUCCAGCUUAGGCCCGAUGGGUGAGUGAAGCCCGCCAAAGAAAUGUGGUCCUGGUGAGACACUCUCCAGGGCAUUCCGUGGCUCACCAGCUAGUUAGGGGGUUGAAUUCACCCCGAGUUGGGUUGACCUCCCUAGGGCCUCACUAGUGUCAGGAACGGGUAGGAAGCUCCACCGGGUCACAUGCAAGGUGCUUCUCUCACGUGUGCCCUCACUCCUGUUCCCCACCACCUUCUCAGCGUCUGUCCUUAGGUUCUGGGCCUCCUCUCCAGCUCACCUGUUGAUUUGGAGACAAAAUGAGACCACCCGGACUCCGUUGCUUGUGCUCUCACACACAUGGCCCAUGUCUUUAGCCCUAAGGCGAGAGCAGUACGUUUGGACAGUAGGCUGGAAAGGAGAACCCUGUGCAUGUACCUUUUUCUUUCAUUGUCACCCCAAAGAGGAGCAGGCAGCCUCUUGCUUGGGGGUAGGAUUUGCUUUGGACUCAUGCUUUAGUUACCCUCAAGCUGCCAGGGAUGGCUAUCCAACCAAGAUUGCUUGACAAUUCUUUGCAGGCCUUGCAGAUGGCUCGGAGCUUUGCUGGGGAGGAGCGGAUUGGUGGCUGCCAUGCAUGCCUCCUCCUGUCCGCACCUUUACCCUGCUCACUCGCCUGUUCUAACCUACUUUCCAGCUCCUAAAGGGCUGGCGAGUCAAGAAUCAGGGGUUACAACUGGAAGCUACUUGCAUGACUUGACCCGGGAAGCAGAUGAGGUUCAUUGGGAGAAAGGGCUUCGGUGAAUGUCUCAGGCCUCAGAAAACACUUCCCUGCAGUGUCCACAUGAAUAUUUCCCAUUCUUAAUGAGUUGACAUUACCAAGCAGCCUCUUGGUUGGGGGACAGUCACACAUAAAGGAGAGUAUUAAGAAGUUUGGGAUGAGGCAACGAGUACCCCUAAAAACUAAUACAUGGAGAACUUUGCUUGAGUCUGUUCCUUCCCAGUUUCAAAAGCACGGGUGGAGGAAAAAAGAUGGGUAUACUGAGCAGGACCGUAGCAGAACCUCUCAGGGCUUCUAACCGUCAUCCAGAGUCACGGUACCAGUGGCUCUGUUCUUGCCUGUCUCCUCUCUGCUCAUCUCAAGAAGCUGCUGGGAUGAGAAGUGGGAACGCAAUGCAAUUAUGCCAAACAGUAUUGAGAAGAAUAAUUUAUUUUUCUUCCUUUUGUUUUGUUUAAACCAUGAAUCCCCAGUCUAGAAAAGGUAGGUCCCAGCACCCACAUCCUUUUCUUCUAUAUAGUUAUUUAAACAUUCGGUUUUUCCAUUUCUGUUCCUGAAUUAAAAAGAGCAAAGCCCA